Iphiclides podalirius (scarce swallowtail) is the source of this 1494-nucleotide messenger RNA. Lineage: Eukaryota; Metazoa; Arthropoda; Insecta; Lepidoptera; Papilionidae. The record is from the annotation of a GenBank genome assembly.
AUGGGGGUUGUGAAAGGGGAAAAGGUAUCAUUCGAGGACGCCCUGAAUAUGACGGGGUUCGGCAAAUUCAAUUACUUAAUGCUGGCGCUUAAUGGGGCCAUAAUAAUGGGUAUGGCGUUCGAAAUAUUCUCGGUUUCGUACUUGGUGCCGGCGAGCGCGUGCGAGCUUGAGACAGUCAGUUCACAGCAGGGAAUGAUGGCAGGAACCCCCAUGUUUGGUAUUAUUGUUUCGUCCCAUUUUUGGGGUUAUAUGGCUGACACGAAGGGCAGAAGGCGCAUUCUUUGCUGGUGCCUGUCUCUCGGCUUCUGCACUGGUGCCCUCGCUACAUUGUCACCCAAUUGGAUUGUAUUUACGCUGCUGAAGUUCGCAUCUUCAUGUGGAGUUGCGGGCACGUAUGCUUUAGCACUUGCCCUACUCAGUGAGUGCACGCCAGAGAGAAACCGAUUCACAUUGAUAGCCCUUACGAGCAGCAUUUUUCUUGCAAGCACUGGGCUCAUGGCUGUUAUCUCCAUACCCAUCCUUCCUCUGAAGUUCUCAUAUUAUAUUCCAUAUCUGAACAUCCAUUUCAACUCCUGGCGGCUGUUAAACAUCAUCUACAGUCUUCCAUGUGCUUUGGGUGCAUUGGGGUUGCUGUUAUCCCACGAGAGUCCGAAGUAUUUCCUUAGCGUUGGGAAAGAAGAUAAAGCGUUGCAAGUAUUAAGAAGGAUUUAUGCUAUUAACCAUGGAGAAGAAAAGGAGUUUAAGGUGAAAUCGGUGUCUUUAGAUGAGGAGAGUGUUGCAAAUAAAGUUCAGGGCAUUUGGUCAUCAAUUGUCUCUCAAACGGUGCCAUUACUUAAGCCCCCUUUAUUACGGAAUACCUUACUUCUCUCACUGUUGUUUGUCUUAGUAUAUUUUUGCUUGAACCCCUACAUGAUGUGGUUACCUUAUGUGGCUGACGGUAUAAUGCGGUCAAUGGAAAGGGGGGAGAACAACUUGACGUUUUGCCAGAUGCUGCAGACCUCUUUAGAUGCUUCCACGGAACAGACAGCGGACUGCGGCUUGAACAAAACGGCUAUGACUAUGGUGUUCUCCAUCAACUUGUUCCUGGCAAUACUGAACUGCGUGCUGAGUGCCAUCGUGAAUUGCUGCGGAAGAAGAACGCUCCUGAUUUCUAUUCAGUUGUUCUCGGGUGUGGCGGGGCUGUUCAUCAAUUUAAGCACCAAUUGGGUGCUCAGUCUAGUCUUGUUCAUUGCGUUUGUGUCGGGGGUCCUUAACUUUGGCUUCCUCUCGACCUUCAGCGUUGACAUUUUCCCAACAUACGUCAAAGCGAUGGCAGUUUGUCUUACACUAAUGGUCGGUCGCGGUAGCUCGGUUCUAGGCAUCAAUAUACUGAAACAGUUGUUAGUGACCAAUUGCGAGCUGUCGUUCUACAUAUUCGCGGGGCUAACGUUUGUUGGUGGAAUCAUUGGUUUUCUAUUACCUGCAGACGUCAGGAGGAAGAAGGCGCCGGCCCCA